Hordeum vulgare subsp. vulgare (domesticated barley) is the source of this 832-nucleotide messenger RNA. RefSeq lists its product as uncharacterized. The coding region runs from base 47 to 832 and encodes 261 amino acids. NCBI's taxonomy places the organism in Eukaryota, Viridiplantae, Streptophyta, Magnoliopsida, Poales, Poaceae. The record is from RefSeq and is a predicted model, not a curated record. The transcript has 2 exons.
UUUGUUUUGUCUUUGCUUAAUUUGUGUUGCAGCCACAUUGAGUCCCAUGCAGUUUACGCACUGCAUACCCGGUAUCAUCCCGCCCCGUGCCGCUGUCAUUGAGAGCACCUUGCAGAUCUAUUCCUUCAAAAUUACAGGACUAAGUGACGACCUGAAGUGGCCACUCAAUGUGUAUGGUGUGAUAGCUGCCCGAGACACCGUGGACCACAACCGCAACCUUCUCUUCUCUCGGUCAAGUAUUAUGUGCCAAGUACUCACAUCUGAAAAUGAUUUUUCUCUGCGCUUGACUGGCCCGUCUCGUGCUAUUCUAGCCAAGGACCCUGUUGAUUUUGAAGUCGAACUAAGAGUACAUGAUGGCUGUGAUCCUAGAGGUGAUGGGCUCAAUGAUAGAAAAUUGAUAUGUGCUAGCAGCCGCUACGAGGUAGCAACCAGCAGCGAGCUUCCUCUAGCAUGCCUGGGUAUAUGGCCCAGUCCGUUGUACAAAUACAUCAGAUACCAGAGUCUCCGUGUAGGACUCUUGCCGAGAUUGAUGUGGUUACCGACGUGGUUACGGAAGGUCCAUUGUCGGGUGAUUCUCCUCGUGAUUAUAACGACCGUGGGGCACGAUCGGGAAUAUCGGGGUGAGCAGACAGGCGAUCCCAGGGUUCCUGUCGCGUUCUGGUACAUCCAGGCGUAUUCCUGCGUUGGCUACAAUGGCGGCGAGGCAAGGUGGGCCGUCUGCGCCUGCGGCGAGUGCGUCCGCUGGGACUGCGCCUGCGGCUACUGCACCUGCGGCGGCAGGGCCUGCUGCUGGGGUAGCUGCUCCAGUGGUGGCUGGCGCGCGGGAGAUUAA